AUGUCUGCGGACGAUCAGGCUUUUCUGGACGUGUUAUCGUCCCUACCCGGUGAUAUCAAGCGAUACUCUGAAGAUGUCGCCCACAUCGUAAAUGACAACGUCGACAAGAUUGCCGAGUCCGUAAGAUACACCCUCGCAAACUCGCAAUGGGUACCAGAACAGAUCCGUCCUCGGCUGCCGCCGCCAGCGCCUCUAGCCGAGGCAUCGAUCUCGCUCUACGACCGAGUUGAGGGCUGGGUAUUGCGGAACAAAGUCCUCACCACCGCCAUUGUCCUGGCCACCGGCACCGUUCUAUAUCGGUCAUACACAGUCAACGCCUACCUCAGGAAGACGAGGCGGGCACGGCGGGCACGCAGCGGAGGGCGUAUGGAUGUUGUUGUCAUUGCGGGAUCGCCAAACCUGCCGUUGACCCGGUCGGUAGCGCUGGAUCUGGAAAGGAAAGGCUUCGUCGUCUUUAUCGUAUCAAGUGGACCAGAGGACGAUGUUUCUAUUCAGAAUCUAGCACGUCCGGAUAUCCGACCUCUGGGCGUCGACACCACCGAUCCUCUCAGCGCCAGCGCUUCCAUCGAGCGUUUCGCUGCCUACCUCCAGUCACCCCACGCGGCAGUGCCCAACGGCAAGCGACAUCGGUUGCACCUCAAGGCCGCUUCGCAAAUCUCUUUCAACACACACCUCCUCCACCCUAUCAUAACCCUCCAGGCCUUCCUCCCUCUACUUACUGCUCGCCUGGGCCCUACCCCCUCAGCCGAGUCAUCAUUCGAAAAGCCCGACAAGAAAAAAGACAGCCCUAAGAUCAUUGUCUGCACGCCCUCCAUCAUCUCCUCCAUCAACCCGCCCUUCCACGCCCCCGAGGCGACCGUCUGCUCCGCCCUCUCCGCAUUCACCGAAGUGCUGACCGCCGAGCUCCGCCCGCUCGCCAUCCCCGUCACCCACAUCCAGCUCGGCACCUUCGACUUCGCCGGCUUCUCGCCCGCCUCGACGGCCCGCGAACACUGGCAGGAGCGCAACCCCCAGGGCCUCCCGCUGCGCGCGCUCGAAGCGAACCCCCAGGACGCCGAGGCCCUCCUGCCCUGGCCUGACUCAGCCCGCCACGCGUACGGCAAGAACUUUGUCAGCCAGUCGAGCUCGGCCAUCAGCGCGGGCCGCAUCCGCGGGAUGCGCGGCAGCUCGCUAAGGGAGCUGCAUAAUGCUGUUUUUGACGUGAUUGACGGGUCUAUCACCAAGGGCACUGUCCGCGUUGGCCUCGGUGCGAGCGUGUAUGGUUUUGUCGGACGCUGGGUGCCGCGCGGGCUGGUGGCGUGGAUGAUGGGUAUUAGAAAGGUGGACGAGUUGGCUGCGUGGCAGUCGAGUCAUAGCUCGUUUAACAGCCCAAGGUCGGGUGGCUCGGUGAGGUCUAUGGGAAGCGAGAAUGGAGAUAAAGAUGAGGGGACGGGGGCCCGUACGUCGAAUGAGUCUUAUGUUGCGGUGCCGAUGGAGUGA
Sordaria macrospora k-hell is the source of this 1479-nucleotide messenger RNA. Lineage: Eukaryota; Fungi; Ascomycota; Sordariomycetes; Sordariales; Sordariaceae. The record is from RefSeq and is a predicted model, not a curated record.